Molecule: messenger RNA, 4143 nt
Organism: Durusdinium trenchii
Lineage: Eukaryota; Dinophyceae; Suessiales; Symbiodiniaceae
Source: the annotation of a GenBank genome assembly
GUUGAAGUCCAGAAUUCCAGCGAACCGUGCCCCAUCGAGACGCCGUGCGGACCCAAAGAAGAUCCUUGCUCCGCAUCGACUCGGAAGUGGUCGUUCAACCCCAAAAAUCCGCUUCGGCCUUCCGUUGGGAUCCACUUCUCCGAGGAAUGCCUCAAGGCUGCAUUCUCACCUGAUCAGGAGCUGGCAGGCCUGUUGGCCCGGGAGUGGAAUGGUAUGACGACUUGCUGCUGGUCCGACGAGGCCUUGGCGGCCCUCCAGCACCUCACACGUGAUGGGCGAGUGGCGAUCGACGGUGAUGCGAGUGAUGCAGUGGUGCGGUGCGUGGCGCAAGCAGUGAAUAUGAAAAGUCAGUCGCAUGUUGCAUACUGGGAGCAACCCGUGGACAGCGACGUGGAGCACCCGACCAGAAGCCUUCGCCAGAGCUUUUUGGACUUCUUUGCUCAGCUUUUGUCUCACGCACCUCACUGCGCACGCAGCGCCAUUGAUGCACUUUGGGCGGCCGUGGACGGCGCAGCUGCGCGAGGCGAAUCUUCCCGGAAUGCCGUGCAGUUGGAGGCCUUGGAAGCGCUCAAGCUCGCGUGUGCUUGGGAGGAGGUCUACGGCACCCAACAGCUUUUGCCUCGCCUUGCGGCUCCCGAUCCGGUCACUGCCGCUUUGGCCGCCCGUGCUGCGUGCACGGUGGCGACAACUCAUGCUGGAACGUUGGUGGAGGCGGUGGGUGCGCUGAUACAGCUGAAGAAGCUGAGGAGUCCAGAGCUACAGGCUGGGAGAAAGCUCUUGCCAACAGCCUUGGUCGACCUUUCGGAGAUCCUUUUUGUUUUGCUUCCAUGCACCCCAGUCGUCGCGGAGGGCAACGGCCAGGUGUUGGCCGAGAGCUAUGGGCAGCUGGCGCCAGCUGCUCCAAACCCCUUCAUCACGCCACUCCUGCGGGAGCUUCGAGUGGCGCCAGGGAUCCACAAGGUGGAGAUCCUGAAGGUCCUCGAGGCGGUGGCGACCGAUGAACAGAAGAUCGGACAGCUCCUUGAAGCCCUGCGUGGGUUAUUCCAAGAGGCCGAUCUUUGCACGCAUCGCAAGGGGCUUGAGCUUCUUGACAUGGCCGUGGACGUGUUGGAACGGCUCGGGUGCAGCGGGGCGGUGGCGAGCAGCGUGGAGCCCUUGCUGGAGUCCUUGAUACGACGCUGCACUUUGAAGUGCCAUUGGACCUACAGCAGCAUCGAUUUACAGGCCCUUUUUCGCCGCCUGCUGUGGCGCCUGGUGGCCAUAUUGGGAGGCAGCCGAGUGGAGGAUUUGGAGCGCAUCGCUUUGGGCUUCACCAGCGGACAUGCCAAGGUUAGAGAGGAAUCGCAAAAGCUCUUCAGCGAGAUCCCCAAGGCCGGCGAGGCCAUGAAGGAGGUGAAGCGGAUCCUCCUGGACGUCUUGGAUGACGACUUCAACAGCGACGCCUGUUGCAUCGCCCUGCAGCUCUUGGAGAGUGAAAUGCCCGAUCCCGACCUCGAGGACCGGUUGGUGCGCUUGCUGGGACACCCGUCGCCCCUGGUGCGCGCGGCGACCGUGGAGGUCUUAAGAGGUGCAAGUGCCCAUCGCCUGGAGGUCUUGGGUCCGAUUUGCUUGGAGGAUGAGGAGCCCUUUGUGCGGCUGGGCACUUUGAGAGUCCUGGCGGAGCGACUUCCGCAGGAGGAGCUGCUGCCUUUGCUGGCGAAGACUCUGGAAGACCCAGCACCAAGUGUGAUCCACUUCAGUUUGGAGUGUUUCCAAGAGCACGGCCUCCAGCCGCCCGCCUUCGCUCUGCGCCGCGCGGCGCAGCACGUGGAUCCACAGCUGCGGCGCGUCGCCGCGCGCUGGGCCGCCGACGCCGCGACGCCGUGGCCGGAGACGGAUCCGGUGGUGCUGGAGCUGCAGCGGUUCCGCCGAAAAGGGGUGCUGGAGCGGCUUUCCAUUCGACGUUUGGAUGGUGAAGUGCUACUUCUGGAGGUGUCCUCAGACUCGACGCUGCGAGACUUGAAAGAUCGUUUGCGGGAGGUGCAGUUACGGGAGGCGCAGUUUGCCACAGAUGAGGUCACAGUGAGUCUCACCACAGUGGAGUUGCUGCUGCAGGGUGAGGUGCUACAAGACAACAAGGCCACUGUGGCUGAGCUAGGAUUAUCUGAAGAGCAGGAUUUGCAAGUGCUUUAUAGCCUCUUGGAUGCAGCGCUCGACCUGCCGGAAAUAAAAGGGGGAGACUCCACCAUCCCUAAGAGCAAGGUUCGACGCCGAACACCUGCGCCAGGCUUGCAAACCGUGGAGUGUGCGAGCCAAGAAGAAUCCGGCUGUGAGAAGGAAGACUUGCGUGUGGUGGUGGUCCCGGAGGGCUAUAGGUAUGUGACCUGUGAUCCGGGACUUUUGGUGACCUCAGAGAUCUCAACGACUCCUUUGGGUCAGAGGGGUGUCUUUGCGAACUGCCGCUCCUUGACCUCGGUGCUGAUCCCCGACAGCAUCACCACCAUUGAGAAGGCCGUUUUCCGUGGCUGCAGUGCUUUGCGCAGUGUGACGCUUCCGAGCCUGGUCUCCAGCAUUGGGAUUUGCGCCUUUCAGAGCUGCAGCUGCUUAGACCAGGCCACCAUCAACAUCCCGGACUCAGUGGUGGCCAUUGGCCAUAAGGCCUUUGAGAAUUGCCGCUCCUUGGUGAUGUUGACUCUGCCGAACUCCAUCGUCUCUGUGGGUGCCGGAGCCUUCGCCGGCUGCGCACUGGAGAAGGUGAAACACCUGGAGCGCGGUGCCUUCGAAAACUGUGGAGCCUUGACACAGGUCCAGGUGCCACAGACCUUGUCCUGCAGCACCUGGACGCCGCGAAGACCGAGCGCGAUGAAGACGGCGAUUCGAGUCCUCGUCCUCGUGUCGAGUACUUUGAAGGAUGCGGGGCUUGUGAUCUUGUCCUUGGAGUGCAUUGAUGUGGACGCGGUGAACGUGAUGUUCAUCACAAUCGUGACGAUGUGCCUUCCCCUUGCCUGGGCCGGAGAUCAUUUUCUGCAGAAGAGGGCCGAAGAUUGUGAUGUGACAGGGCACUUUAGCUGCAAUACCACGGUCUUUGAUGAAAUGGGCGAGAUCACCUUCUAUCCCAAUGAGAAGGACGAGGUGACGUUGAUCAAGAACAACUACGCAAAGUUCAUGCGGGUUGGCCUUCACUAUGGGGUUGACAACCAUGAAAUUCAACAUUGCGCAAAAGUGCCCUCACCACACCUCACCUACCGCUGUGCCAUUGUCGAGACUGUAGGGCAAGAUCCCAACGCUCGCUUCCACGAUGCCUUCACAGACUAUGUCUUCAAUGACGAUUGCAGCGCUUUUACCAAGGUGGGGACACAUUUGUCGAACACCGCUGUGGUGAAUGUGGAAUGCUUCCUGGCGUGCACCGGUGAUAGUGCUUUGGUGGUGAUGAUGUUGGUCACCACCUUCUUCAUGUGCAUCAUCACCUAUAGCUUUAACACUCCUGAGCGCUACGACUACAUCCGUGUGUCUUUGCUGCCCGUGCGUGUUGCUGUAUCCGUGGGCAUUGCACUGCAAUCGAACCAGCUCUCGCAGUACAUCUCCGUGUUGGCAGACAUAAUCCGCGAGCUCGGCUGCGUGGUGGGUGGUUUUCUCGAUCGGCCUUCGACUGAGAUCUUUUCCUAUCUGAGCAUUUUCGUUCUGGUGAUCGACUUUAUCUUGGGAGACUUGUUUUGGCAGCUGAGCAGACUGGAGGGUGGAGUCACCGUUUUGCUCGGUCUUGAGGUCUUGGACAUACUUCCCGCACGGGUCUUCCUCUGUGCCCGGGAGGGCGCCGCCCACCUGGAUGACGUCCUGGGGCACCGCAUCGGCAUCACCACCGAGGUCAUCGGCUGUGCUUGGGAUAGCCGUUAUUCGCUCAUUGCAGAUUUGAAGUGCCCCAGAUGCAAGAUGAACAGUGGCUUGAUUUGCGAGCUGCGGCGACCACGCAUGGAAGAGCUUCAAGCUUUGGUUCAGGAGAAGAUUGGCCUCCACAAAUCUGCAGGGAUGUGGGAUGACUUCCAGGAGAACCAGGAGGACUAUGGCUUCCUCUCCGUGAAGUGUUUCUCCACCGAUCGGCCCAACUUCGCUGCGCUGGAGCAGGCGGGGGAGGGGUGGCACCAACGAACCGAAGCCAUAUGGUGA